AUGUCGGAGGCCGGCGAGAAGCUGGAGCCGGUGCUGGUUGCGUCGGCUCCCCGGUUUUCUCCCGUGGUGGGGGGGCGAGGGGGAGGGAAUGGUGGGGACGAUACCUCUGAAAUUGGAGGGGGUGGAGGAGGAGCAGUUGCGGUAGGGACGCUCGACGCGACCCCCCUCUCGGCUCUUUCCCCGGUGGCCGAAGAACCUGCAGGAGACACGAAGAAGAAAAUUGAUGUGUUGCUCAAAGCUGUUGGAGAUACUCCUAUAAUGAAGACCAAGAAAUGGACUGUAGAAAAAACUCGAACAAUACAAAGCCUAAUUGACUUCAUCAAAAAGUUUCUCAAACUUUUGGCCUCCGAGCAGCUGUUUAUUUAUGUGAAUCAGUCCUUUGCUCCUUCACCAGAUCAGGAAGUUGGAACACUAUAUGAGUGUUUUGGAAGUGAUGGCAAACUUGUAUUGCAUUAUUGUAAAUCUCAGGCCUGGGGAUGAAUUAAUAGCUACAGUUGCUUAAGACUAUUAGACAGUGGAUGGGGCUAAAAUAAUCUUCAGAGACAUUCCCCAUGGACAAAUGGAAGAAAUGUCUGCACUGUUGCCAUGGAAUUUUCUUUAUUUUUUCUUCUCUUUUUUCUGCCUGUCAGCAUGCGAGAAAAGUACCAAAACUCAUACUGAGGAAUAUGUAUAGUUCAAUUUCUUUGAUGACUUUCUUGCAGAAAUUAUCCCACCAUCUUUACAGCUGAACCUAGCUUUUGUCCAAGACGUGGCAUGUCUGUUCCUGGGAAACAGGCUCAUGCCUGACUUGGAGAGUACAUUUCACCAGGCUGUGUGGAGUUUACAGUCUCACUCUUUGAAGGAGCUUUAUUGUACAUGGAAAGCUUGAAGUAUCUGCAUCUGAGAUAAAUGGAUGUAUUUUCUA
Python bivittatus (Burmese python) is the source of this 904-nucleotide messenger RNA. The record is from RefSeq and is a predicted model, not a curated record. Lineage: Eukaryota; Metazoa; Chordata; Lepidosauria; Squamata; Pythonidae.